Chironomus riparius is the source of this 1114-nucleotide messenger RNA. The record is from the annotation of a GenBank genome assembly. NCBI's taxonomy places the organism in Eukaryota, Metazoa, Arthropoda, Insecta, Diptera, Chironomidae.
UUUUACACAAUUUAUUUUCAAAGAAGUGCUAUAAAGUCAACUUGUAGAUUCUCCCGUAAACAAAAAAGUUAUAGAAAUGAAUAAAAUAAUAUUAGAAAGAGUUAUAUUAAGAAAGUGUAUUUUAAAUACAUCAUUAGUUGUGACACAACAUCCACAGAACUAUAAUAAUCAUAAUGGACUAGUUGGUAUGAGAAAUCAUCAGCAAAUAAGAAAUUAUUCUCCAGGUAUUUGGGAUUCAAUUUCGCAAAGCGCACCGGUGAAUUAUCUUCAAGAAAUUACUAUUAAACUACAUGAUACUUGUGGACUUCCAUGGUGGUCUACAAUAAUUCUAUCAACGAUUAUAUUAAGAGGAGCUAUUACUUUUCCAUUGGCUCUAUAUCAAAACAAAAUAUUAGCUAAAGUUGAAAAGCUUUCAACAGAGGACAUGCCAAAAAUUGCAAAAGAGCUCAAGUUCGAAACAGCAGUUGCUGUCAAAAAAUUUAAAUGGACAGAGCAGCAGGCAAGAGUUAUGUAUUUAAAGUCCUUAAAUAAGCAAUGGAAGCAAUUGAUUGUCAAAGAAAACUGUCAUCCGAUGAAAAGUGCAGUCGUUCUUAUUGUUCAAUUGCCGCUAUGGAUUUGCCAAUCAAUGGCACUUAGAAAUUUAAUAUUUAUGCAACCAGAUCCUUCGCUUUUAAAGGCACAAAUAGUUUGUGCAGAAAUGACUUUAGGUGGAUUCAGCUGGAUUCCAAACUUAACAGAAGUAGAUCAUUCAUACAUUUUACCAGUCACAUUAGGAGUUUUGAACUUGGCAAUUUUAGAGAUUCAAGUCAUGAGCAGGAAAAUUCAAACGAGUGGUAAACUCCAAAAAUAUGGGCAAUAUUUCUUUAGAGGAGUUAGCAUUUUGAUGAUACCUAUUGCUGCAUUCGUACCUUCUGGUCUUGCAUUAUACUGGGUCGCAUCAAGUUCAUUUGGGUUAAUACAAAACUUACUCAUUUUACAUCCAAAAAUAAGACGCUUAGCAAGAAUACCCAUAGUAAAUAGUGAACAUGAGCGGCCUUAUAAGCAUAUAGUCGAAAAAAUUAGAGAAAGAAUGAAGAAAUGAUAAUUUGUUAAAAUGAUAAAUAUUAAUAAAAUA